Hipposideros armiger (great roundleaf bat) is the source of this 3399-nucleotide messenger RNA. It is a transcript of the gene SLC2A8, whose product is annotated as solute carrier family 2 member 8. Gene Ontology annotation, biological process: D-glucose transmembrane transport. The transcript has 10 exons. The record is from RefSeq and is a predicted model, not a curated record. Gene Ontology annotation, molecular function: D-glucose transmembrane transporter activity. Lineage: Eukaryota; Metazoa; Chordata; Mammalia; Chiroptera; Hipposideridae. The coding region runs from base 118 to 1551 and encodes 477 amino acids. Gene Ontology annotation, cellular component: membrane.
AGCCGCCCAGAGUCGGCUAUUGGCCUGCUCUGCCCGGAGAGGCCAGUGCGGGCCGCAGUCGCGGGACCCGUGGCGGUUCGCGCGUCAGAGCUGCCCCAGCAAGCGUUGGCCGCGGACAUGACGCCUGAGGACCAGGAAGAGACCCAGCCGCUUUUGCGGCCGCCAGACAGCGCUCCCCGCGGCCGCGGCGUCUUCCUCGCCGCCUUCGCCGCUGCCCUGGGCCCUCUCAGCUUCGGCUUCGCGCUCGGCUACAGCUCCCCGGCCAUCCCGAGCCUGCGGCGCUCCGCUUCUCCGACCCCGCGCCUCGACAACGACACCGCCUCCUGGUUCGGGGCAAUCGUGACCCUGGGCGCCGCGGCGGGGGGCGUGCUGGGCGGCUGGCUGCUGGACCGCGCCGGGCGCAAGCUGAGCCUCCUGCUCUGCACCGUGCCCUUCGUGACCGGCUUUGCUGUCAUCACCGCGGCCCAAGAUGUGUGGACGCUGCUCGGGGGCCGCCUCCUCACCGGCCUAGCCUGUGGCAUUGCUUCACUAGUGGCCCCGGUCUAUAUCUCUGAAAUUGCCUACCCCAAAGUGCGGGGGCUCCUCGGUUCCUGUGUGCAGCUGAUGGUCGUCAUAGGCAUCCUCCUAGCCUACCUGGCAGGCUGGGUCCUGGAGUGGCGCUGGCUGGCCGUGCUGGGCUGUGCGCCCCCCACCUUCAUGCUGCUGCUUAUGUGCUGUAUGCCGGAGACCCCACGCUUCUUGCUGACUCAGCACAAGCGCCAGGAAGCCAUGGCUGCCGUGCGAUUCCUGUGGGGCUCCGAGCAGGGCUGGGAAGAGCCCCCUUUUGGGGUUGAGCACCAGGGCUUCCACCUGGCCCAGCUGAGGCAUCCUGGCAUCUACAAGCCCUUUGUCAUCGGCAUUUCACUGAUGGUCUUCCAGCAGCUGUCAGGGAUCAACGCUGUCAUGUUCUAUGCAGAGACCAUCUUUGAGGAGGCCAAGUUCAAGGACAGCAGCCUGGCCUCGGUCAUUGUGGGCACGAUCCAGGUGCUGUUCACGGCUGUGGCGGCCCUCGCCAUGGACAAAGCGGGGCGGAGGCUGCUCCUGGCCUUGUCAGGUGUGGUCAUGGUGUUCAGCACCAGUGCCUUCGGCGCCUACUUCAAGCUGUCCCAGGGUAGCCCCAGCAACUCCUCACAUGUGGACCUCUGGGCGCCCGUCUCCAUGGAGCCCACCAAUGCCAGUGUGGGGCUGGCCUGGUUGGCAGUGGGCAGCAUGUGCCUCUUCACUGCUGGCUUCGCUCUGGGCUGGGGGCCCAUCCCCUGGCUCCUCAUGUCUGAGAUCUUCCCUCUGCACGUCAAGGGUGUGGCCACCGGUGUCUGCGUCCUCACCAACUGGCUCAUGGCCUUUCUGGUGACAAAAGAGUUCAGCAGCCUCAUGGAGGUGCUCAGGCCCUACGGCGCUUUCUGGCUCGCCUCCGCCUUCUGCAUCGGCAGUGUCCUAUUCACUUUAUUCUGCAUCCCUGAAACCAAAGGAAAGACUUUGGAGCAAAUCACAGCCCAUUUUGAGGGGCGAUAACAGCCUGUUCCCGGGAUUCGCUGCCCCUCCUAGCUGGGCUGGCUUGGGCUUUGGAGGGGACAGAGCCUGCCUGUGACUUCAAGCAGGGCUUCAGCCAGAUCCCGGAUCCCCUGCCCACCCCCAGGGAGCCGGGAUCCAGGACCGCAGGCUCUCGGAGCCUUGCCCUCUGGGGUCUCUCCUUCCUGCCCAGCUCUCUAUCGCCCCUCGAGCCCCGGGUCCAGUUCCCACUGCUGCUCUGAGACUCGGAGGAGGGGACACCUCAGAUGGUCUUUGCUGCCCUGUGGCCAGUCCCCCACACGCCGCCGUCUCCAUCGUGACACAAACGCGAGUGGAGGAGGGGGACGCUUGGCUCCUUGUUUCCUGGAGGAAGUGAUUUUGGAGCCUGGGUUAUGACCCAUGGUUUCUCCUCACAUGGCUGCAUUAUCAGGAAGGAACUUUGCCAAAUAAAAAGAUUUGACUCAGAAAAUCAGGUCAUGACCUCUCUCUGAGUUUGAGAAGGGCAUUUUCCUGUCCCUUCCAUAAACCAGGCCUUGCCAAGAACACGUGUGGGUUGACUUCCCAUUGCAUAACCCGCCUUCUUCACGUCGCAGGCUGUGCAGCCCCAGCAUGUGCCCACCGUGGCACCUUCUAUUAGGCCUUGUAAUGAGACCAGAGACGGGGCGGACGUGCAGUGUGGGCCAAGGCAGAGCAGUGGGGAGAGCAGGGCCCCGGGGUAGUUUCUGGAAGAUCAGCUGCCCUGAUUUCAGUAAAAUGUGCUAAUACACAGGACAGCUUUCAGCCUCGGCAAACUCCAGACUCCUUGGGGACUUCCAGAAGUGAGCUCCUGCGCAGGCGCACGUUCCAUGUCAAUACCUGCUUGUCUGCACCCCUUCGCACCUGCACAGUGGUCCAUUGGGUUGAGAACCGCAUUGUAACACUAGGUGAACUGUUCUACAAAUGUCAAUUAGGUUGCGUUUGAUAGAGGGGUUCAGGUCUUCUACACCCUCCUCGAUUUUCUCUCUGCUUGUAUCAGUUCCUGAGCGAGGCUGAAAUCUCCACCUGCAAAUGUGAGCCUGUUUCUCCUUGCGGCUCCGUCGGGUUUCGCUUCAUGUGCCUUCAAGCUCUGUUAUCAGGAGUGUGCACAUUUUGGGUUGUUACAUUUUCCUGCUUGUUUUGUCUUUUAUCGUUAUGAAAUGACCUUUAUCCCUGGUCAUGGUCUUGUUCCGAGGUCUACGUUAUCUGAUCUCAGUGUGACCAACCACUCCAGCUUUCUUUGAUCGGUGUUUUGACAGUCAUUCUAAACUGUCUCUUAUUCUCUGUUCCUUUUGCACAGCAUCCUAUACUUUUCUUCUUGAUGGUGUACCGUUUUGGGUUUCUGUGAGGAUUCAUACUUUCACUUACAAACAAUGAGUUUUAUUAAGGCAUAUUUAUAUACCAUAAAAUUCAGCAACUGUACACAUAAAAUUUGAUGACUUAGGUCAGGCGUAUACAGCUGCGUACCCACCAGCGCAAUCAACAGAGAGGACAUUUUCAUUACCCCAAAAUGUUCUCUCAUGUCCCUUUGCCGUCACUCGCCUCCCAACAGCUGUGGCCCUGGCAACCACAGAUGUGUUUUGUCCCUACAAUUUUGUUGUUUCGUAAAAAUGGAACCAUGUAGUUUGCAGUCAAUUCUGAGUCUGGCUUUAACUCAGCAGGGCAGGGUUUAGGCUCAUCCAUGUUGUUUCAUGCCUCACUCGUUCAUUUCAUUUUACUGUUGAGUAGCAAUCCAUGGGACAUUUGGGCCAGUUCCGGCUUUGGACUGUUAUGAAUAAAGCUGCUAUAAAUAUCUGCAUGCAGGUUUUCUGUGGAGUGGAACUGCUGGGUCAUAUG